Molecule: messenger RNA, 672 nt
Organism: Trypanosoma theileri
Lineage: Eukaryota; Euglenozoa; Kinetoplastea; Trypanosomatida; Trypanosomatidae
Product: putative ATP-binding cassette protein subfamily A,member 8
Exons: 1
Source: RefSeq, a predicted model, not a curated record
AUGAACACCAAUCCAUUUGUAAGCAGUAAUGUGUGUACCCACAACGACGAGGACGGGGCCGUGUCUCCCUUCAUUGGACCCCGUGGAGACGGCGGGUCCCAUCGUCAUGUGCCGUCCGGCAUCAGUCAAGCGCAGAGUGUUUUUGUGGAAGAAGUGGAGAUGAAUACAAGUGACUCCCGAAGCGGGGACACUGCACCGCAGGAGGUGCAGCCAAGGGUAGAUCUUGUCAGUUCCUCCUCUACAAACGGACCUCGAGAGGGAAGUACAGACGAAAUUCCUCCCCCAAACAAGGAAGACAUCACCGCCCUAUUAGCCGAUAUGUAUGCUACACGUACCGAGAGAAAUCCUAGUUGCCUCCAACAACUGAGUGCGACUCUUCAACGCGUCUUACUGCUCAAACUUCGUCGUCCUUGUGGAACAAUUUCUGAAUUUGUUGUUCCAGUUCUAUUCAUUGUUGGCACCUUUAUUCUGUGGAAGAUUAUUGGUGGUGGACUCCAUCCCCAAGUUAACUAUUAUAACUCAACGGAUUUCUUGCAAUCUAUGGCAACGCAAACGUUUAUAGGGAAAUCAGUAUGUUAUAAUGAUACCAUAGCUGAUACUCCCAUUGAAGGCAUUCAAAGUUGUAGUAUAUUGGAUCCAAACUACACUAUUAUAUGUGCUCAACCCGGUGGC